UUGAAUACUAUGUCUCAACGGGGAAAGUAUGGAAAGUGGAGCGAGACGAGCAUGCAAGAAGCCCUUAAUGCCUAUGAAAAUAAUGUUGCCGGUUUAAAUGAAAUCGCUAGGAGAUAUAAAGUUCCUAAAGCUACUCUGAAACGUAGAAUUGACGAUACAAACAAAAAUGUGCAUGGAUGCGAAAAAAAAUUCGGACGUUCUACGGAUCUUCCCCUAGAAAUUGAAAAUGAAAUAGUUAACCAUGUAUUGGAGCUAGAAAGAAGCUUGUUUGGAAUCACUCGCAAUGAUUUGCGAAAACUUGCCUAUGAUGUCGCCGAAGCUAAUGGGAUUUUACAUAGAUUUAAAAACGGUAAAGCCGGCAAGAAAUGGUAUUACUGCUUUAUGUCCAGGCAUAAAGAGCUAUCUCUUCGACAACCAGAGCCUACUUCAGCAGCGCGGGCUACAGGUUUCAACAAAGAAAAAGUCAAGGCUUUUUUUGAUUGCCUUACUUCUCUCUAUAAUGAGUACAAUUUCAGUCCAUCUUGCAUUUAUAAUGUAGACGAGACUGGCCUCUCUACGGUUCAGAGGCCUCAAAAAAUUAUUGCACAGAAAGGAAAACAUCAAAUAGGAGCACUUACGAGCGGAGAGCGAGGUGUAAAUACGACAUGUGUCUGUUGUUUGAACGCUGCUGGCAAUUACGUACCGCCAAUGCUUAUUUUCAAGCGCAUUAGAUUUAAAGAUGAACUGAAGGCAGGCGCCCCUCCAGGAACAGAAUUUGCAUGUUCAGAGUCAGGUUGGAUAACUAGUGAGCUGUUUGUUAAAUGGUUGCAACAUUUUAUUAGUUUUGCGAAACCAUCUACUGAUAGGAAAGUUCUCUUAAUACUGGAUGGGCACACCACUCACACAAAAAACCUAGAGGCCAUUUUACUUGCCAGAAAGCAUGGAAUUGUAAUGCUGUCCCUACCAUCUCACACAACACAUCGACUGCAACCCUGUGACGUCUCUUUUUUCAAGCCCCUAAACUCGUAUUACAAUCAAGCCGCUGAUAAAUGGCUUCGUACAAAUCCAAGCCAAAAUAUAACCCAGUUUCAGGUAUCGGCGCUUCUUGGGGAAGCAUAUGCUAAAGCAGCAUCUGUUGGGAAUGCUCUAAGUGGAUUUGCCAAAUGUGGAAUAUGGCCGUUGGACCCAAAUGUGUUUGAUGAUAGCGAAUACGUUUGUCUAUCUACCAGUACUAGUAGUACCACUUCGUUUAAAAAUCAAGUAAACUCGGAGAUAACCGAAGAAGUGAUUCAGAGCGCUUCACAGUUGACUAACAUUGAUUAUUCCAAUCCACUUGCAUCCACUUCAACAUCCUGUUUGCUAAACACAAAAGGUAAAUCAAGUAGCGAGCUGCCCAAAAGGAAAUCUGUUUCCGAAGUAUCACCUGUGCCCAUUUUGAAAAGAAAAUCGCGUAACCUGGCCUUGUCUUCUACUACAAUUAUUACAGAUAGUCCAUACAAGAACGAUCUUGAAAAAAAACAACUCAAAAAAAUUGAUGCUUCUUCAGCCACCAGAAAUGUAUUUUCUUCUGCAAAAGCUACCAGUAAAGGAAAGUCGUCCAAACUCGAUAACAAGAGACCUAUUACAAAGAGACGAAGUCUACAACAUGGAACGUCAAGCGAAUCUGAAUCGGAGGACGAAGAUUGUCUAUGCCUUGUUUGUUUAUUUCCAUAUUCUAAAUCGAAUCCAGGCGAAGAAUGGAUUCAAUGUAGGAUUUGUAAAAAAUGGUCGCAUCUUAAAUGUAUCAAUGGAAAAAAUGUUAAUUUCUAUGAAUGUAUCAACUGUGAAUCAUCAUCAGAUAGCGACUAA
Acanthoscelides obtectus is the source of this 1827-nucleotide messenger RNA. Lineage: Eukaryota; Metazoa; Arthropoda; Insecta; Coleoptera; Chrysomelidae. The record is from the annotation of a GenBank genome assembly.